This is a messenger RNA of Scheffersomyces stipitis CBS 6054, 1212 nucleotides long. It is a transcript of the gene OYE2.4, whose product is annotated as alkene reductase. Gene Ontology annotation, molecular function: NADPH dehydrogenase activity; FMN binding. The transcript has a single exon. Lineage: Eukaryota; Fungi; Ascomycota; Pichiomycetes; Serinales; Debaryomycetaceae. The record is from RefSeq and is a predicted model, not a curated record. Bases 1 to 1212 code for a protein of 403 amino acids.
AUGCCCGCGAACAGGGCUCUAGCAACCACCAAGCUCUUCAAGCCUCUAAGAGUAGGAACCAAUGAGCUUUCUCACCGUGUAGUGUUUGCUCCAACAACGAGAGUCCGGGCUCUGGAUGACCAUACUCCUACUGACUUGAUGCUUCAGCACUACGACGAGAGGUCGAGAUUUGCUGGAACUUUGGUGAUAGUAGAAGCGACUUUUCCAACUGACAAGGGAGCCUUGGAUGUUCAUAUUCCAGGACUCUGGUCAAAGGAACAUAUUGUAGCUUGGAAAAGGAUAAACGACAAGAUCCAUGCGAACAAGUCGUUUUCGUCAGUACAGUUGUGGAUGUUGGGAAGAGUGGCCGAUCCAGCAGUUCUCAAAAGAAGACAUCUACCUUAUGUUGGAGUUUCCCCCAUCUACCAUAGUGAAGAAGCUAGGAAGAUUGCACAUCAGUCCGGUAAUCUUCUCAGGGAAUACACUCAAGAUGAGUUGCACCAGCUUAUAUAUGAAAGUUUUGCAAACUCAGCUAGGAGUGCAAUAGAGGCAGGGUUUGACUACGUAGAGGUCCAUUGUGCCUAUGGCUAUUUGGGAGAUCAGUUUCUUCAGCCCUGUUCCAACCAGAGAACAGAUGAAUACGGAGGCUCCAUCGAGAACAGAGCGAGAUUCGUAUUGGAGUUAAUAGACCAUUUGGUGUCUGUAGUGGGUGCUCAUAGAUUGGCAAUCAGGGUUUCUCCUUGGGGAAAGGGCCAAGGCAUGAAAGGCGCAGAUGAUGUUGUUCAUCCAAUUACAACCUUCAGCUACUUGCUUAAUGAACUUCAGAAAAGAGCGAAUUUUGGCCAUGAACUAGCUUAUGUCUCGUUAGUUGAACCCCGAGGUCCACCACCCAAGGAUCCUUUGGAGGUAUACCAACUUCCUAGCAAUGCGUUUGCUUCCAAAAUAUGGAAGGGUGUCUUUGUCAAGGCUAACUACACCUACGAUGCACCAAACUUCGAGGCUCUCCAGAGAGAUAUAGAAGACGACAGGACGUUGGUAGGGUUCUCGAGGUAUUUCACCAGUAACCCCGAUCUUGUGGAAAGACUCCGUGAUGGUCUACAGCUCGCAGAAUACGACGAAGACACUUUCUACCAGUGGAAUAACUGGGGCUACAAUACUUGGAACGAGCACGGGCACCGGAGACAUUAUGAUGAAGAAAAGGAGAAGAAAAGAGUGCCAAAAAUUAUAAAAUAG